AUGGACAGCGCCGGGGUCGUGCGCCGAGCCUCCUCUUCUUCCGCGCGCGUGCAUUCCCCUCUCCGCACGAAUGGCGCCCAUUCCCCCCAGCGCUCAUCCGCCGUUCUACCUCCCUUCUCCUUCCGCCGCCUCCCCAUCCACCCGCGCAUCCGCCCCUUGCGCCAUGGAAUGGCAUGCACCAGCAUCGGCGCGCUUUGCUGCCUCCUCUCUCUCCUCGCUCUCCUCCUCCUUCUCAUCGUCCUCCGCUCCCUCCUGCUAGAAAGCUCCGUCGCACCUUCCGCACCCAGCAGUACGAAUCACGGUGACACGCGCUCGCCGGUUUUCGACGGACUCGAAGACUGCCAAGACGAAUUCCGUCAACUGUUGGACGCUUUCGGAUUGCGCGACGGAACUGAUGGUAAUGACUGCAGCGCCUUGCUCGAUUCCGUCGCAGCAGCAGACGACGGCGUGGGAGGCGGCGAUCCCCGUGCGAGUGACGCGGCGGGUAAGGGGGCAUGGGAUGCGAGUGCACGUGACGAGAGAGCAGGGGGGCGGGAGGAGCAGGAGGGUCCAAGCGUGGCUGCUGCUGGUAGCGAUGGCGAGGAGAAGGGUUCGGGUACAGAGCGUGCUGCCGCCUCCUUGCCUCCCCUGGGUGCGUUUGUGGGCCGCUCCUUUUUCAACCCCACGGCAUUCGUUGAUGACAAAAGCAGUGAAGGCGGCAGCAGUGUACCAUCUGAGAGCACCCACAGUGACCGCCACAGCGACAGUAACAGUGACAGUGACAGUAGCAGCUUCCGAGCCGUCCCUAAGCCAUGGGGCCUCUGCGUUACCCUCGCUCCCACCCACUGCUCCUGCUCCCCUCCCCCCCGCCCUCCCCUUCCCCCGCCCUCCACCCAACCCGCGCACCCCUUCCCCCUCUCCGCCCUGCGCCAUCUGUUACCCGCCCAUGCCACUGCGGCCACUGCGGCUGGCAGCGGCAGCAGAAGUGAGCAGCACAGCGAGUCUUCUCCCACAGAUCCCACCACCGCUUCAAACCCAUCCGCACUCCCUUCACCUGCCCUGGACCUGCUGCUCUCCCUGGAUCGCCACCGAGCCAGGGGGCUGCUGCUGGAACGCUCCAUGCGCGCCGUGGCUUACAGCCCCGGCUGCCGAGCCUCGGUGCCAGCCUCGGAAAGGAGGGACGAGUGGAGACAGCAGAGGAGCGGGGAGGAGAGAGCAGGCGAGGGGGAUGGGGGUGCGGCAGAGGGAGUGGAUUUCAAGAGGAAUGAAGCUGCAGAGAUGGAUGAGGGAGGGGGAGAGGGAGAGGGGGAUGGAGGAGAUGGUGGAAAUGGUGAGGGUGAUGAGGAGGAUGGGUACAGGCGGGUUCUGAAGGAACUAUCAGCUGAUUUUGAGGUGGAUCUGGUGCAGGCGCCACCUGCCCUCUGCUCGCUCCCUCACGCCCUGCCAGCAGCAACCAGGCAGCAGCUGCUUGGGGCCUACUCGCCGCGGUUUUUCCCUCCCUACCGCACUGCACACCUCUGGACGGCCCUCAGUGCCGCCUCUGCCUCGGGGCAGCAAGAUUGGGCGGGGAAACAGGGGGAGUCGCAGCAGCAGCAACGGCAGCAAGGGUUGGAGAAGCAGCAGGGGGUGAAGGAGCAACAAGUGCAAGGAUUGAAGGAGCAGACGUGUGUGGAGAGAGUGAGAGCCGCGUGCUUGCGGCAACGGUGGCAGCGGGAGGUGCAACGGACAGUGCAGUUCGUGCAUGCUGUCCGGCAGUGCGCUGCCUCCUCCCCCCGCCACGUGCUCUUCCUACACGCACCCCGCCACUGCACAGGGACAGUGGGUUGCAACACAGAGGAGGCAGGAAGGGGAGGAGGGGCGGGCAUCAGAGGAGGAAAAGGCAGCAGAAGAGGGGAGGCAAGUGGGGAAGGAGGUGUGCGGGUGAGGGAGCGGUAUGACGUGGCGAUGGAGCGGCUUGUAGCCCGGGAGCUGCGAGGAAAGGACUGGGGCGUGGUGUCCCUGGCAGGCCGACCGGCAGCAGCAGCAGCACCACCCAUGGCGCCAGACGCACAAGCAGGGGAUGCGGUCCACACAGGGGACGUCACAGACACAGGGGGCACAGCGCAGGGGGACGCUGCUGAAACAGGAGGCAGCACAGAAGCAGCGAGCACGGCACAAGCAGGGGGGGCGUGGGGGACUUGGCACGAGGGCGGAUCAGCAUCAGUGGUGCGGGGUGUGAGGGGCGUGCAGGCGCUGCUGCUGAGGGGCGAGGCGAGCCACCUGCUGCCGCUGCUGGACCAAGUGGAACAGCGCUUCCUGGAGGGCCCUCUGGAAGACCUCCUUAUAAGCUUCUUCGGUAAAAGUAAUAAGUCCGUGCACGUGCAUGAACCUCCGCUGUUCUGGCGGGCGGUGGGAGGAGGAGACGGGGGCGAAGGGAGGGAGGGGGCAGGGGAGGAGGAGGGUGGGGCUUUGGGGAAGGAGGCGGAUGGGGUGGAGGGGGGAAAUGGGUUGGAGAAGGGAGAUGGAAUGGAGGAGGCUAGUUUUGAGUCGACUCAGAACUGGGUGCAGGAGGGAUGGGCGGUGGAGGACCCAUUUGCUAACGAAGUUGAGGAACCCAUUCGUACCGCAUUGAACCCACCAGCAGCACCCAUGGGGCUGUCUGUGUCGCGGAGCAUGCUGGUGAGUGUCCACGGGAGGGAGGUGGUGCCGGCAGGUGCUGCUGGGAGUGUGGCGAUGAGUGGCAGGGUAGAGAAGGGAGGUGAUAGGGGGGAGGGGGAUGGUGGCAGCAGGGGAGAGGGGAGAGGGGCGAGUGGAACAGAAGACCACAACGCAGCAGCAGCAGCAGGGGCAGCAGCAGCAGCAGGGGCAGCAGCAGCAGCAGGGGCGGCAGCAGGGGCAGCAGCAGGGGCGGCAGCAGGGGGUAUCGGCAGUGGGAGCGGUGUGACGCGAGCAGCAGUGGUGCUGUCGCCCGGCUCGUUUGCGUGUUGGGUGAGAAGCGGAGGUGAGGCAGCAAGGGGUGAUGAGAGGCAGAUGCAAGGGGGCGAGGCGGAGGCGCAAGGGAAGGGCGGGGCUGGUGGGUUGAGAGGAGGCAAUGCUGCUCGUGGUGAGAAUGACUAUAGUGCUGCUGCUGCUGCUGCUGCUGCUGCUGCUGCUGCUGCUGCUGCUGCUGCUGCUGCUGCUGCUGGUGAUGACUAUGAUGAUGCUUCAAGUCCAUCGCCUUCUGGUGUGGCUGCAGGUGCAGCAGAGGCACCAGCGGGUGUGACAGCAAAGGGUGUGACGAUAGUGGGCAUGAUUCGAGGCGAGGUUGUGCUUGAGAGCCCUCUGACGGAGCAGGGGGCAGCGGCAUGGACCAUGGUGGCUCCGCGUGCCGUGGAGGACAAAGGGUGGCACCAGGAAGGGCCCCAGGAGGGGCAGCAGGGGGAGCACGAGGGGAGACACAAGGGCGAUGGUGCACACGUGGUGGUGGGUCACACAGAGACAGAGGGUGGUGCUGGUGGGUGGAAAGAUACUACCAUAUCUGCCACUGCUGUUUUGGCUGCUGCCACGGCAGAUGGGCCUGCCAGGCUGUCAGCUCCCAGAGAUGCGGUGCGGGGCACUGUGCAGAUGGAGGGCGCGCUGACGUGGAUUGACUCAGCGCCAGGCCGUGCCAGGCUGGCAGCUGAAGGGGUGGUGCUGAUUGAGAGGAGGCGGAGUGAGGAGGGGAGUGAGGAGGAGCGAGUGUGGGGGGCGUGGCGCGAUGUGGACGUGUGGGGCGCAGGGCAGGGCCGAGCAGAAAAGGGGGGGGAAUUAUCCGAAGAUGGGAAAAUUCGUUCUGGUGAUUCAGACAGGCUCGUGGGGUUGGGGGCCAGCGGGGGAAGCAGCAUGGGGAGCAGGGGAGGCGGGAGAGGCAAGGUGGGGAGGAUGAGAGGUGCCAGGCUUGUGUUUGAGAAAAGUCAGGGAGAGGGGGGGCAAAAAGCAAAUGGUGGUACCAGGUCAAGUGGUGUUGAUGCGAACAGGCAGGUGAAGAGAUUUCUUCUUGGAACUAAUGUUGGUGGUGGUACGGAGGAGGGGGAAGCUUUUGAUAGCAGGGAGAGUGAUGGCAGAGGUGGCAGCAGCAGUGCUGCCACUGCAACUAGAGGUGGGGACAAGGAGCCCAUUAUUCCCGUGCCGUGCUUUUCCUCGCCCCAGGCCCUGCCCAGAGGAGCGGCAGAGGCCACACAGGCAGAUGAGCGACAAGCAUCCGAGGGAGCAGGCGAGGCGAAGGAAGACGGUCGCAUGGAAUUGGCGGGGGAGGGUGGGGGUGAGAAGGCGGGAGAGGGUAUUGUAGCAGUUACAGCUGAUGACGCAACAGUUAACGCUGAUGACGCAGCAGUUAACGCUGAUGACGCAGCAGUUAGAGGUGAUGACGCAGCAGUGAAAGCAGACGAUACAGUCGUUAAAGCGACAGAUAAGGCAAUCAAAGUGGAGGAUACGGCCCUUAAAGCGGACAGAACGUGCAUUAAAGGGGACAAUACAGCGACUAAGACGGACGACACAGCAAUUAAACCGGCCGAUAAAGCCAUUAACAAUAAAGCCAUCGUGGGCGAUGAAGCCAUUAAAGCCGACGAUAAAGCCGUUAAAGCGGACGAUAAAGCCAUGGCUGCCUCACCUAAGGCUGCAGGCGAAGCAGCUGUUUGUGAGACAGAGAGGGCCGUGGCAGCACGGGGAGCCUCAGAUAGGGCUGCUGGUGAAGCUAGCAGCGCCGCCAGGGCUACUGGUGAAGCUAGUAGCGCCGCCAGGGCUACUGGUGAAGCUAGUAGCGCCGCCAGGGCUACUGGUGAAGCUAGUAGCGCCGCCAGGGCUACUGGUGAAGCUAGUAGCGUCGCCAGGGCUACUGGUGAAGCAAGUAGCGUCGCCGGGACUGCUGGCGCUGCUAGUAGCGCCGUCAGGGCUCCAGGCGACGAGGCGAAGGCGACUUGUAUCGCUGACGAGAAUGAGAAGGUGAUAGGCGACGAAACGAAGGUUGCAGCAGGCGAAAUGAAGGUUGCAGCAGGCGAAACGAAGGUUGCAGCAGGCGAAACGAAGGUUGCAGCAGGCGAAACGAAGGUUGCAGAUGGCGAAACGAAGGUUGCAGAUGGCGAAACGAAGGUUGCAGAUGGCGAAACGAAGGUUGCAGAUGGCGAAACGAAGGCCGAAGAGAGGACCGGAGAGCCGCGAAAGGAGAGGAGGGAUGAGAGGACUGAGGAGGCGAAGAAUGAGGGGAGCGAGGAGAAGAGGGGUGAGAGGAAGGAGGAGAGGAGGGAAAAAGAGGUUGCAGGGAGGGAGGGGGUGUAUGAGAAGCAGGGCGAUGGGGAGAAGCAUGAGGGAAUGGUAGGCAGUGCGCGGCAGGUGGAGGAAGCGAAGCGAGAAGAGGGAGAGGCGUCGGACAGAGAUGAGGAGAAGAGGACGCGUGAGAGUGGGGGAACGGUGAAGGGUGAUUCAACGCGUGCGGAGGGAUGGAAGGGAGGUGGAGGGACGGUUGGGGGAGAGGAGGGUGAGGGCGGAAAGGAGAUUGAGGGUGGGAAAGUGGGGGAGGGUGGGAAGGAGGGGGAGGGAGGAGAGCAGCAAGGGGACAUGCGGGGAGUGGAUGGCACACAGGCGGGGAUGAGGGUGGCAUCGGAGAAAGCAGCAUUGGGGGGAGCAGCGGUGGGGGGAGCAGCGGUGGGGGAAGCAGCGGUGGGGGAAGCAGCGUUGGAGAGUUUGGUGGAAGGUGGCGAUGGGAGCGAGGGACGGGAGGAGGAAAGAUGUGGGGAUGCAAUGAAGGUUAAACACAUCUUUAUGGAGGGCGGAGGGGGGUCUGGCAGGGAGGGGGAGAAGGGGAGGGAGAAAUUUGGGGAGAAGGGGAACCAGGGAUUGGGGAAGAAUGAGAAAGGAGGGAGGGUCAUGGCAGACGCAAGAGAGGGGGAUGAGAUGGGAAGGGACGUGGGAAGGGAGGGGGGAAGGGAGGAGGGAAGAGAGAGAAACGAGGAGGGAAUGGAGGAAAGGGAGGAGGGAAAGGAGGCGAAAGGGGAGGAGAAAAGGGAGGAAAGGGAGGAGAAGGAGGGAAGUGAUGAGAAUAGGGAGGCGAAAAGGGAGGCAAGAAGGGAGGACAAACCGGAGAAGGGAGAGGAGGGAGUGGAGGAGGAGGAGGAGAAAAGGGACGAGAAAUUGGAGGGAGGGGUGAAGAAAAGGGAGGCGAAACAAGAGGAGAAGCAGGAGCAGGGAGGGGUGGAUAAAAUGGAGGAGGGAGACGUGCGAGGAGAGGAAAAGGGGAAGGUUGGGAGGAUGAGCACUGAGAGAGGGGAUGAGGCGAAGAGAGGGGAUGAGGCGAAGAGAGGGGAUGAGGCGAAGAAAGGGGAUGAGGCGAAGAGAGGGGACGAUGAGAAGAGAGGGGAUGAUGAGGCGAAGAGAGGGGGUGAGGGGAAGGGAGGGGAUGAGGCGAAGAGAGGGGAUGAGGCGAAGAGAGGGGAGGAGGCGACGAGAGGGGAUGAGGCGGAGAGAUGGGAUGAGGCGAAGAGAUGGGAUGAUGGGAAGAGAGGGGAUGAGGAGAAGAGUGGGGAGGAGGCGAAAAGAGGGGAGGAGGCGAAAAGAGGGGAGGAGGCGAAGAGAGGGGAUGAGGCGAAGAGAGGGGAUGAGGCGAAGAGAGGGGAUGAGGCGAAGGGAGGGGAUGAGGCGAAGAGAGGGGAUGAGGCGAAGAGAGGGGAUGAGGCGAAGAGAGGGGAUGAGGUGAAGGAAGAGGAUGUGGUUGGUGCAGGCGAGGGGGGACAUGCUGCUGAGGCGAUGGCACACGCAGGGCAGGCCGAAGCACAGGAGGAUAGGCCAGGAAAGGACAGGGAGGAAGGAGCAAAGGAGGGGAAUGAAAGUGCAAAGGAGGGGAAGGAAAGUGUAAAGGAGGCGAAGGAAAGUGUAAAGGAGGGGAAGGAAAGUGUAAAGGAGGGGAAGGAAAGUGUAAAGGAGGGGAAGGAAAGUGAAAAGGAGGGGAAGGAUAGUGUAAAGGAGGGGAAGGAAAGUGCAAAGGAGGGAAAGGAAAGUGUAAAGGAGGGCGAGAAAGGUGCAAAGGUGGGUGAGGAGCGGUUGAAUGGGGAGAAGGUGAGUGGGGAGGAGAAGGUGAGUGGGGAGGAGAAGGUGAGUGGGGAGGAGAAGGUGAGUGGGGAGGAGAAGGCGAGUGGGGAGGAGAAGGCGAGUGGGGAGGAAGAGGCAGAGAAGGAGAAGGGCUGGCAAAAUGAGAGUGUGCGGAAGGACAACAAGGCGGAAAGGGGGAAGGUGGGUGGGACGGAAGGGGGAAAUCUGGGUGGGAACGAAGAAGGGGAGGUGGGUGGGAAGGAAAAGGGGGAAGUGGGUGGGGUGAAGCAGGGUGCGAGGAGUGGUGAGGCGGGUAAAGAUACCACUGAAGAGAAGGCGGAAGCGGUGAACAGGAGUGGAGAGAAGGCGGAAGCGGUGAGCAGGAGUGGAGAGAAGGGGGAAGCGGUGAGUAGGAGUGGAGAGAAGAGGGAAGCUGUGAGCAGGAGUGGAGAGAAGGCGGAAACGGUGAGUAGGGGUGGAGAGACGGCGGAAGCGGUGAGUAGGAGUGGAGAGAAGGUGGAAGCGGUGAGUAGGAGUGAAGAGAAGGCGGAAGCGGUGAGUAGGAGUGGAGAGAAGGAGGAAGCGGUGAGUAAGAGUGGAGAGAAGGUGGAAGGCAUCAGCAUGGAGAAUUGUGGUGUUGGUGAUGUGGAGGCGGGAAUGGGGAAGGUGGAGGACGGGGUGGUGGCGGAGGAGGGGGAGAAGAGGGCGGAGGGCGAGGGUGGUGUGAGAGGUGCGGUGGUGGUGAGGGCUGCUGCUGGGGAGGAGGGGAAAGGGGUUAAGAGGGAGGAGGAAGGGGCAAUGGGAGAGGAGGAAGGAAAGAGGGAAAAGGAAAGUGCACUGGGUGAGGACGAAAAGGCGGAGGGGAAGGGUGAUGGGGCAAAGGGGGAGGAGGAGGGGGUAAAGGGAGAGGAGGAAGGAACAAAAAGGGAGAAGGAAGGGGCAAAGGGUGAGGAAGUAGGGGUAAAGAGAGAGGAGGUAGAGGCAAAAGGGGAGGAGAAAGGGGCAAAGGGGGAGAAGGAAAGGGUGAAAAGGGAGGAGGAAGGGACAAAGCGAGAGGAUAAAAGAGCGAAAGCGAAGGAGGCAGGAGCAAAGAAGGAGGAGGAAGGAGUAACGCGUAAGGAUGAAGGGGCAAAGGCGAAGGGGGAAGCCACGAAAGGGAGGGAUGAAAUGGAAACAGUGUUGAGGGAUGGGACAAAGGGGGAGGAGGCGAAGGGGAAAGAAGGAGAAGAAGGUACGGCAAUGCUAGGGGGUAAGGGGAGGGGGGGAGCAGGGGAGACCAGAGGUGUGGAGGGAACGGGAAAAGUGAGGUUGGAGGAGAAGGUAGGAGGUGUAGAUGGGAUGGGGGAGGUGCACGAGAAAGCAGAAAUCAAGGUAGAGAAGACAGUUGUGGGAGGGAAGCGAGAGGUGCUAGAGGCGAUGCUUGGGAUGGCAGAGGUAGAGGCGGCAGGGGUGGAGGCGAGGGGCAGUGCUGAGCUGGCAGCGAGUGGCGAUGCUGCCAGUGCGCUUGCCGGGAAAGUGGGGAAUGGGGUGGUGCAGACGGGUCAAAGUGCAUUGGCGGCAGGCAGAGGGCAGCAGCAGGCGACAGAGCAGAGGGGCCAGGGAGGAGAUUUGGCUGGGUUGGGAGUGGUGACGGGUGGGGGUGUGAAGGGAGGAGUGGGGUUGGAUGCAGAGGUAGGUGGGGAGCAGGGGAAGGAAGGAGAGGGUGGGUUGGGUGCACAGGCGGGAUUUGUUGGCAAAGGAGGCGGAAUGGAUGCGUGUGGUGGAUGGACACACGGUGUGAAAGCUGGAGAUGGGGUUGGCAAAGAAGGGAGAACAGAAAAGGUUGUGGGGAAUGCAGCGAGCAGUGCAGGUCAGGAGGGUGCAGGGAAGGGGCGAGAGGUGAGCAGGUUCAUGGGUGGUUGGGCGGCGGAAGCGAGGGAAGUGGAGGCGAGUGUGGAGCAGAGAGGUGGAGAGCGAGUGGGUUCUGGAAAGGUGGCAGUGGAGGCUGGGGCACGGGGGAAGGAGACGGGGGAGGAGAAAGGGGAAGAGGAGAGAGGAGAGGAGGGGAAGGAGAGUGGGGAAGAGGGGAAGGAGAGAGGGGAAGAGGGGAAGGAGAGAGGGGAGGGGAAAGGGGAAGAGGAGAGAGAAGAGGAGGGGAAGGAGAGUGGGAAAGAGGGGAAGGAGAGAGGGGAGGAGGGGAAGGAGAGUGGGGAAAAGGGAAAGGAGAGAGGGGAUGAGUGGAAGGAGAGAGGGGAGGAGGGGAAGGAGAAAGAAGAAGUGGGGAAGGAGAAAAGGGAGGAGGGGAACGAGAGUGGGGAGGAGGGGAAGAAGAGAUGGGAGGAGGGGAAGGAGAAGGGGGUGGAGGAGAAGGCAAGAAGGGAAGAGGGGAAGGAGAGAGGGGUGGAGGGGAUGGAGAGGGGGGAGGAGGGGAAGGAGAAAGAAGAGGAGGGGAACGAGGGAGAGGAAGAGAGGAAGGAGACUGGGGGCGAGAAGGAGAGAGGGGAGGAGAAGGAGAGAGGGGGGGGAAAGGAGGGUGCGGGCAAGAAGGAGAGAGGGGAGGAGAAGGAGAGAGUGGAGGAGAGGGAGAGUGGGGGGGAAAAGGAGGGUGCGGGCAAGAAGGAGAGAGGGGAGGAGAAGGAGAGAGUGGAGGAGGAGAGAGGGGAGAAGGAGAGAAAGGAGGAGAAGGAAAGAGGGGGGGAUAAGGAGAGAGGGAGGAUCACAGAGAAAGGGGAAGAGAAGGAGAGGGGGGAGGAGAAAGAGGGAGGAGAAGAGGAGGAGAGAGGGGAGGAGAAGGAGAGGGGGGAGGAGAAAGAGGGAGGAGAAGAGAAGGAGAGAGGGGAGGAGGAGAGAGGGGAGGAGGGGAGAGGGGAGGAGAAGGAGAGAGGGAAGGAGAAGGAGAGAGGGGAGGAGGAGAGAGGGGAGGAGAAGGAGAGAGGGAAGGAGAAGGAGAGAGGGGAGGAGAAGGAGGGAGGGAAGGAGGCGAAUGUGGUAGGGAAGGAGGAAAGGGCGGAAAUUGAAGAGAGGGUAGGAGGUAUGGUUUGGGCAAACCAGGGGCAGGGGAGGGAGGAGGAAAAGGAGGAUGUGGAUGAGAAGGGUGCAAAGGAAGGAGCAAAGGAAGGAGCUAAGGGGAUGGCGUGUGGAGAGGUGCAGCGACGAGGGAGUGAGAGGGAGGAGAGCCAGAAGAGAAAGAGAGAUUGGGAAAAGGAGGGUGAAGGGGGAGAUGAGGUAGAAAAGAAAAGGAAGGAGUGGGAGGGUGCAAAGAAAGAGAAGGAGAAAGCGGAGGAGGAGGUGGGCAGAGGGGAGGUGGAGAAGAGAGGAGCAAAGGAAGUGCUGGAAGAGAGUGAGGGUCGUGCCUGCAGUGCUGUGAAGGUGGAUGAGACGAGGCAGGUGGAUGAGACGAGGCAGGUGGAUGAGACGAGGCAGGUGGAUGAGACGAGGCAGGUGGAUGAGACGAGGCAGGUGGAUGAGACGAGGCAGGUGGCAGAGCAGAAGCAGACCGGGGCAACAGUAGGAGGUGGAAGAAGAGGAGUUAGAGGAGGAGCAAGUGUGGGGCAAGCAGCAGGUGGUGGAGCGGGCCGAGCAAGAGAGGAUGCAGCACACCAGCAUCUCUCUGCCCCUUCCCUCCCUGAUAGCGUCACUCCAGCCCCCACUGCCUGCCCUCCUCACCAAGCCUCUUCCCCCGCGCACACGGACCUGAAUGCCGUGCCGAUAUCAGGCUCGGAAUUAGGCUCGGGUGCAGGGUUGGAUACACGCUCGGGUGGAGGCGUGGAAGGGAAGGACAGAGAGGAUGGUGAGAGAAGUGGGCGGGUGGAGAAUGAGACAGAGGUGGAUGGGGAGAAGAGAGAGGGGGAGACGAGAGAGGUGGAGAAGAGGGAGGAGGAGACGAAGAGAGAGGAGGAGGAGAAGAGGGCGGAGGAAGAAAGGAGAGUGGCAGAGGGGCGGAAAGUGGUGCGGAGGCUGCAGGGGAGGAGAGGGGCAGGGAAGGACUUCUGGGAGAAGAUUGAUGAUGAGGUCGACUCUCUCCUUCUGCCCCGCCUCUACCCACACAAGGCCCCUCCCGCUCUGCACUUCCACCCACCCUCUCAGCCUCCUUCCUCCAUGCCUCCUCCCCUCACGCCUCCUCUCAACUCCCUUCCUUCGUUUCCUCAUCCCUCUGCACCCAUCUCCAACCCCGCCCACCCCCCUGCUCCCACCAUGCCUCAGUUCCCCCUCCAUCCAGUGGCCGCAUUCCCCUCCCUCCUCGCCCUCCCGCCCUGCCCGUCUCUCGACUCGCUUCUCUCCUCGCUGCUCCCCGAGUCAGAAGGAACACUGCCAAAGGGCAUGCCUGGGCAAAGCAGAGAGCAUGAGAGGGGAGGCACGGGCGUUGCAGGCAAGAGUGGGCAGAGUGGGGUGCAGUCAGAUGGGCAGAACGAGAAAGAGAAGGCAGGCGGUGGUGAGGCCAGCAAUGCUGAUGAUGCUUUGCUGGGGCGGUAUGAAGAGUUUUUUCUGCCCCCGUUUCCCUGGCUGCCGAAGGCUGGUGCUCCUGGUAAACCUAUUCGGGCACGUGAUCGAUCCCGGGCAGCGGAAAAGAUUAGUGGCAGCUUAGACAGCGAGAUUGUGCAGAGAGGAGAAUUGGAGGGCAGACUGGGAGGCAUUGAUAAGUAUGGGAAGGGCGGCAGUGGGAGUAUGCAUGGCAUUGGCGAGGAGAGUGUGGAGCGAGAGGUGGAGGAUGGGGAAGGGGGGGAGGGGGAUGGGGAGGAGGAGGAGGAGGAGGGGGAGGAGGAGGGGGAGGGAGAGGGAGAGGAGGAAGAAGAGGAGGGGGAGGCGGGCACGGAGGAAGUUGAGGGAGAGGGAGAGGGUGAUGAAGGUGAGGAGACGGAGGAUGAAGUGGAGGGAAGAGAGGCGGAGGGAGGAGAGGUAGAGGGGGAGGGCGAUGGGGGCCACAGGGAAAAGGGGGUUGCGUUGGAAGGCAGUGUGGAGACGAGAGGCCAAGGCGAGCGUGAAGCUGACGGGAUUAUGACAAAUGGUCUCCUCUCUGUGCCGCCCGCUUUCGCCACCCAUGCAGCAGCACCCAUCCAUGACCCUUCCUUCCAGUCAGGGAGAGGUGAGCAAGGGAGACGGGAGGGAGGGCGAGGGAGAGGAGGGUCGAAAGGAGGAGGAGGGAGAGGGGAAGGAGGGAAGCGGAGUGGAAAGGAGGGUGGUGGUGGGCGGGGCACGGGAGAGGGGUCAGGCGUGGUGAUGCGAGGGAAGGGAGCAUCGUCUCCCUCUUCUCCUCUCGCUGCCUCACCCGCUCUUGUUCCUCCCAUUUCGCUGCCUUCCGCUGCCACCACUGGUGCCACUGCUCCAGCAGCAGGCACGGCCGGCAUUGCACCCAUGUCUGCCCGUUUGCUGCACCCCCCCUUUACUGCCCCUCCCUUUGUUCCACCCACGGCUGCUGCUGCUGCUGCUGCUGCUGCUGCUGCUGCUGCUGCUGCUGCUGCUGCUGCUGCUGCUGCUGCUGCUGCUGCUGCUGGAAGUGCCACCGCUGAUGCCGCUGCCUGCAUGUCACUACAGCUACCGCCGCCAGAGUUCAAGCCCAGGCGAACCUCCUCCCUCUCCUCCUCCUCGCCACUCCUCCGCCCGCCUCCCCUCCUCCCUCCCUCCUCUCCCCUCCUCCGGGCCGCCUCUGCAGCAGCUGCAGCCACAGCAAGCAGCAGAGAGGCAGCAGCGGAUGAGGGGCUGGGGAUGAAGAUCUCCUUGGUGGGCGCUGGGGAGGGCAAGGGGCUGGUGGGGGGUGAUGAGGGGAGGAGUAGGCCGCAUGGUGGGCUGCUGAUGGGCAGCAGAGGCAGCCUCUUUGGUCCCUCUGCUCUGGGCUCGGUAUCGGUAGGAGCAGUGGGAGGGGUAACAGGAGGUGCACAUGCAGUGGGAGACGCAGCAGCAGGAGGGGAAGCAGCGGCAGGUGCAGCAGGUGGAGCGGUGGAGGGCGAGGAGGAGGAGGAUGCAGUGGCUGCUCUGGCUGCCAUGGCUGCCGCUGCUACUGCUGCCCUGCCAGGGGAUUCUCUUGAUGAUGCGCCUCUCGCUCACACACAUGGUGGUGCGACCGCCAUGCGCACACACGGUGCACGAGACGAGCUCCCUGCCAAGGGGGUGCCCAGAGGAGCAAAGCACAGCACCUCUGCUGCUGCAGAUACCCCUGCUUCUCCCGCUCGUGCUGCUGCCACUGCAGCUGGCAGCAAGCGAGCAGGCGGCAAGGGGCGUUUGGCCGGGGCGGGGAAGGGGGAGGGCACAGGGGCAGGGAAGGUGGGUGCUGCGAGUGCAGGCGGGAAAACAGGUGGGGUUGCUGGAGAAGCAGCACAAGGGGCAGCAGGGGUUGGGAGAAGUGCUGCAGGGGGGAGUGGUGCAGCAGUAGGUGGUGCUGCUACUGCAGUGGUUGGUGCUGCAGCUGGCAGCGCUGUGAAGGUGGGGAAGAAGAAGGGGAAAGGACCGGCAGUUAUGGUGUCGAAACCGAGUGUGGCGGUGGGAGAAGGGGUAACUGCAGCGACUGCCGCCGCUGCUGCGAGUGGUGUUGGUGCUGGUGGUGGUGCUGCAAGGGAGGAGCGGGCAGGCAUGUUGGGGCACUUGGCUGCUCUGCUGGACCAAGCCAGUGCGGGAUCAGCAGAUGGAGGAGGUGGGCGUGUUGGGGGUGCUAGUGGCAGUGGUGGUGGUGCUGCUAAUGUUGGUGGGAGUGGGGUCAGGGUAGGCAAGCUUGCUGGUAAAGUGGAGAAGCGGGAGGGGAAGAAAGGGCUGAAGGGCAGGGAGCACAGCGUGCCAUUGCAAAAAGCAUCGUCAGCAGCAAUGGCAGGGGCUGCUGGGGGUUCUGCGGUUUGCCAGAGAACCACAGGUGCUGCUGCUGUUGCUGCUGCUGCUGCUGGUGCUGCUGGUGCCUCUCCUGCUGCUGAUGCUCCUGCAGGUUCUGGUGUGCCGCCCAAUCCUUCUGCUUCUGCUCCUGCUCCUGCUGGAAAAGUCUCGCCACUUGUGAGCCCAGCUCCUCCUGCUACAGCCGCUACCACUUCGACACCACCCAGACUCGGUAUGACCACCAGCGCCAGCGCCAGGGCCCCCCACACUGCUGCUGCGGAUCACACAGGCAAGAAACGCGCCAAGGCAGGCGGAGCAGCAGCAGGGCUGUCUCCCCUCGCCCGCCCCCUCGCCUCACCUCUCUUGCCUCCCCUUGCCUCUCCCCUCGUGCCUCCUAUAGACCAUGGGGAAGAGAGUGCAGAGGGAGGGCUGGGAGAGGAAAAGAGUGGGGAAGGAGGGGAGGGUGCAAGGGGUGGGGGGAGGGAGGAGGUGGCAGGGGGUGUGAAGAAGGGCCGUGGGCGGCCGAAAGGCUCCAAGAAGGCGAUCCCCCAGAUACACUUCCCAUUAGUGCUGCUGCUGCAGCUGCUGCUGCACCGUUGCUGGCAGCAGCAGGAAGCAGGGAAGGCGGAGGAGCAGGAGGAGGAGGAGCAGGAGAGGGGACAAGGGGCAGGAGGGGCAGGAGGGGCAGGGGUGAGCGGGAAGGAAGAUACGGCUGCUCUGAUGCUCUUCUCCCUCGCCCAGCUGGCUGAUGACGCUGCCGAGGACGGUGAGGGGGGGGAGGAGGGAGUUGAGGAGGUGGAGGGGGUCGAAUGGGCUCAAGGAGGCGGAAAUGAAGCGAGUGGAGCAGAGGCAAGCAGUGAAGACGCUUGUAGCGAGGAUGAGGAUGCGUUUUCUGCUGAAGCAGCAGGAGAAGGAGGCAGAGGAGGAGGAGGUGCUUUGGGGAAUGCGAGUAAGAGAAAGCUAUACAGGGACGGAGGCAAGGGCAGAGAUAUGGAUGCAGGGAGAUCGCAAGACAGGGCGAUGGGUAGUGGUUUUGGUGAGUGGAAAGAGGAAGAGAAAGAAGAGGAGGAGGAGAAAGAGGAGGAGGAGGAAAUAGAGGAGGAAGAGGAGGAGGAGGAGGAAGAGAGGGUGGCGGUGGUAGCACCACGCAAGCGCAGACGCACCGCCACAGCCAUGGAGCCGGUGGCGCUGCAGGGAGUGCGAGAUGGGUUGGUUUCUGAGAACUCUCAAAGACGCACAGCCAUGGAGCCGGUGGCGCUGCAGGGAGUGCGAGAUGGGUUGUUUUCUGAGAACUCUCAAAGACGCACAGCCAUGGAGCCGGUGGUGCUGCCAGGCGUGCGAAGAGAUGCUGUGCCCACUCCUCCUCGAAAGCGGAGGGAAGAGGAGAAGAACGCCAAGCAGAAAGACCCAUGUGAACUCAAGGAGGUGGAGGAGGAGAGGGAGAGCGGAGCUGAAUUGGUUGACCCUCACUUGCCUGGAGAGGAUACCUCGCACUCUCACUCGCGCUCCCCAUCGCCGCCACUGCGUGUCUCUCCUUCUCUGUCCCCAUCUCCCGAACCACGUUUUAGGCAUAGGAGAGCUCCAGCGAGGUAA
This is a messenger RNA of Closterium sp. Naga37s-1, 15363 nucleotides long. Lineage: Eukaryota; Viridiplantae; Streptophyta; Zygnematophyceae; Desmidiales; Closteriaceae. The record is from the annotation of a GenBank genome assembly.